UUUUUGGCCAGUAAUAUUUUUGUUUACAUCACUUUACAGUGUCUAACCAAAUGGUGUUAUUCUAGAAGGAAAGUGAUUGGUUUAAAUGAUUGAGUGCAGGAUGAGUCAUCAGUGUUUUGGCCAAUUUUCCGGAAAAGAAAAUCUGAAUAAAAAUGUCAGCGUUUACGAGUAGGCUACACUUACAUAUUGGCGACCUAACAACUAAUAAACGUGGAUUAAGAGCCAUAAAAAUUUUAUUUCUUUAAAUAAAAUCAGAUAUAAUGACAGGGAAAUACAAACAUUACACCACAAUUCGGGUGUUUUUGUUUUCUUCUCGACGCCAUCAGUAUAGAUGGUUAACAGCUCUUUGAAAAUAAUUACUACUUAUGAUAAUAAAGUUUGUGAUACUAUCUCCUGAAAUAAAAGAUUUACGGCUGCAUGUAUACCGUCCUCUAAACGAGCUAGACGCUGGUCUGAAUUUCAUGGGGUCUGAGGUAAGAAUUUAAAAAUAGAGUCUGGACUAGACUGAGACUGUUCUCAAAACCAAGUGUGCUCUCUACCUUUACACACGAUCACACUCUUGCGACUCUGAGCAAAUGCUGUCUAUCUAGGCAGCUCACUAGAUUUUGAACCACAGCCCGAGAGUUUAUCCUCUUCCGUAACUCACACCGCGGAUACACUGACUAAAACCCAUAUGAAACACCACAUGUACUUACUGUCACUCGUGAAUUUAAACCAGUCUUUUGAAAACGCAUUCAACACGAUCUCUAGAUAAAGUUUCUAGUGAUUUCCUGGCGCGCGGUGAAUCUGAUCCAUCCAUCCCACAUUAAAUACUUCCGGGUAUUUCACUACAGUUCGAUGUUGGCAUGCAUGAUUUGGAUUUGAGUAAAACAAUUUUCUUUAUAACAUCAAGCGAUAUGGACGAGAGCGUCUUGAAGUGAGCGUUUUUUGUUCUUCAUUGAUACUCAUUUGAUACUUUGUGGCUUUGUUUUAUCCAGCCAGAUGUGAGCGUGUACAUUUGUUUGGCCAUGUCCAGAUGUUGAUCUCAAGCAGACUGCUAAUCCAUGGGAUUAAAUGCUGCUGCUGUGUGAAGUACUGUAUUGCACAUUAACGUACUCGCCAUGAAACGCAUCGUUUUGUUUCUGGCGUCUUUUUUCUUGACGGAAUGUUCGAGGAGACCCAUUAGGGAUGUCCUGGACAACGAGUACGAACAGCUCAGCUUAUUGCUGUCAGAAUUUGAUGUUCUUCAGCUGUCCAGUCUUCAACAGCAUUCGGUUCGUAAGAGAGAUGUCCAGUCGCAAAUGCAUGCGGAAAGACUUCUUGGUUUCACUGCAUUACAGAGGCAUUUCAGAUUGUACCUGACAACCAACACAGAGCUCUUCACUCAAGACUUUAAGGCCGUGGUGGUAGGAGAGAAUGGCGAUCAAGAGAUGUACGAGGUCCAGAGAGAAAACUUCUUCACAGGCCAUGUCAUUGGAGAGGAGAAUUCCAGAGUACAAGCACAUAUUGGUGAUAAUGACUUCACUGCUCAUAUUCUUAUUGAUGAAGCUGAAUACAACAUUGAGCCACUGUGGAGGUUUAUCGAAAACCCUCGUGACGAUCGGCUGCUCGUAUAUCGCUCAGAAGACAUCAGGAACGUGAGUCGUCUGGCGGCUUCAAAAGUGUGCGGCUACAUCAGUGCAGAUGCCAGAGAGAUGAUUCCAGAAAGUGUGCGAGCAGCCAGCCCACUAGAUGAAGAUGAAGAGGAGGAGGAUAUGCAUCUAAGAGAGAGAAGGCAGACGGUGGACCACAGUAAGAACACCUGCCCUCUGCUGCUUGUAGCCGACUAUCGCUUUUUCAGACACAUGGGCCGAAGGGAGGAGAGCACCACCCUCAACUACCUGAUUGAGCUGAUUGAUCGUGUGGAUGACAUUUACCGUAAUACUUCUUGGGAUGAGGAGUAUAAAGGUUAUGGAGUUCAGAUUCAGCAGAUCAUAAUUAACAAGACACCCACACAUGUAGAGCCAGGAGGUGCCCACUUCAACAUGAAAGGGACUCCUGUGAAGAACAAAAAUGUCUGGGAUGUCAAGAAGCUCCUGGAGCAAUUUAGCACUGACAUUGCAGACAAUGCAUCCAAGGUGUGCUUGGCUCAUCUCUUCACCUAUCAGGAUUUUGAUGAAGGCACACUUGGCUUGGCUUAUGUGGCUCCUUCCAAACCAGGCUUUCCUGGAGGGCUUUGCUCUGAUAAGUGUCCACCUUCAGGAAAAGACAACCGUGCUAUAUACCUCAACACUGGACUAACCAGCACCAAAAAUUACGGGAAAACCAUUCUUACCAAGGAAGCAGACUUGGUUACUACCCACGAGCUUGGCCACAACUUUGGCGCUGUUCAUGACCUAGAUGAUGUGUCGUACUGUGCGCCCAGAGAGGACCAGGGGGGCAAAUACGUAAUGUACCCCAUUGCGUUGUUUUCAAAGUGCAGUAAGAUCGCCAUAGCAAAGAGUCUGAGGGCCAAGGCCUCCACCUGCUUCAGGGAGAGGAACAGCAAUGUGUGUGGAAACUCACGGGUGGAGGAAGGCGAGGAGUGUGACCCUGGACUGCUUCACCUCAACAGCGACCGCUGCUGCACGUCAAACUGCAAACUGCGGCCCAAUGUGCAGUGCAGUGACAGGAACAGUGCGUGCUGCAAAGACUGCAUGUUUGAGAAGCCGGGAAAGGUGUGUCAGGAGCCAAUGAAUGCCACUUGCAAGGGAAGCUCUUACUGUACAGGACUCAGCAGUGAGUGCCCUCCUCCAGAGAACCUCCCCAAUGAGACCAUCUGUGUGGACAACGGUCGGUGUCUGAAGGGAGCGUGCAUCCCGUUCUGUGAAGCUGUUAAGAACCUGCAGUCGUGUGCCUGCAACGAGACAAGCAACUCUUGUAAGGUGUGCUGUAGGGAUAAGAACGCUGUAUGUGUUCCUUAUGUCAAUGACAAGGGCAGCCACCUCUAUCUGCGGAAAGGAAAACCCUGCACUGUGGGCUUUUGUGAUGAAGCGGGCAAAUGCAUGAAACAGGUCCAAGAUGUUAUCGAGAGGUUGUGGGAUUUCAUUGAGAAGUUGGACAUCAAUACUUUUGGGAAGUUCCUGGCUGAUAACAUUGUUGGCUCAGUGGUGGUCUUCUCACUACUUUUCUGGAUCCCUCUCAGCAUUCUGGUCCAUUGUGUGGAUAAGAAACUUGACCAGCAGUAUGAAUUGAACACAAAGUCACUCUUCUACCCCAGUAAUGCAGAGCUGCUGAGCAGUCUAGAAUCAGCUUCAGUGCGGAUCUUCAAAGCACCCACAUCCUCAGGCUCCUCUGCAGUGCCACGCUUCCAGGUGUCUGGACCUCUUCAGACCAGCACACCACCUGUCUCCUUCUCUCAGGUGGCUCCGGCUCUAGCUCCAAACCCAACCCCGUAUCCUCUCCCUACAAUAGAGCACCAACACAUGGCCACCAUCCAAGAAGAUCCCAGCUAUGAUUCCCACCUGGAUGAACUAGCUCUGGGACAGGACUUCCCUACCUCUGGCUCGGUGUCACGGUCCUUUGAUGAUCUGACGGAGAACAGAGAGAACGCCAUGUCCUUCAGGGUAAACAGACAUGCACGGAGUAACAGCAAGGAGACUGAAUGCUAAGAGUGUCAUUGUAUAAAAUGGGAAAAAAACGUAAAUUAAUGGGAAAAAGAAAUGUGACUAUGAAUGAACUUAAAGGGAAUACGAUUGGAAAUGCUCAAGGCUGAGCAGAAUGAACAUUACAUAAGCAUGUGAUGUAAUGUGCUACAUUGCUACAAUGCGUGUUUACAGCUCCAGCAUUGAAAAUAACCAGAAUGCAGUAUGUUUUUAAAGGGAUAGUUUACUUUAAAAUUUUUGGAUUUAUUCACCCUCAUGUUGUUUCAAAGUUGUUUGACUUUCUAUCUUCUGUGGCGUUCUGAAGGAGAAAAUCCAAAUGUCUUGCUGGCCUUUAUACCAAGAAAUUCACUAUAUAUAAGGAUGCAAAAGCACCAUUAAAGCAUUGCAGAAGUGAUUCUUAAGACUUAUUUGAAAACUUAUAAUAGGAUUUUUUUCAGCUGUUAAAAUAGGUAUGAAAUCUAUUUUCUAAAAGCAUGUUAUUGGUAUCAUUGUUCCUUUUUUUUACCACCAUAUAAUUUUCUUUUAAAACACAUAUCUGUCCUGAUACGUAUGCUGGAUCAUUGACAUAUGCAAAUGUUUAGUCCGCUUAAACCCUGCUUCUUAUAAUCGAUUGCAAGCUUGCAUUCAGAUUUGCCUCUUUCCAUUCAACAACCGAUGGAUAGAAACAAAACCCCAUCCUACUUUUUCUUUUCAAUCAUCUUUUUCACUCAAUACAAAAUAAAAAUGUGUUGCUGUUUCCCUUAAAUCACCAUUUCAGUUGCUGCAACCAGAUCAUUUAAUUGAGUUGAACUUCAGUCCGAUUCAUGAACAAAUCAUUUAGACUCAGAAUGGUGAUUCAUUCACUGCUGCUUCCUUCAUUGAAGAUUAUCAGUGACAAAUGACUUCAAUUUUGGUCUGUUCCUUCACAAAGCAGUCACAUAGCUUUUCAUGCUACUUUUAAGGUGCUGAAAAAAAGCAUGUCAUAAGUUUUGGAAUGACAUGAGGGUGAGUAAAUGAGGACAGUUUUCAGUUUUGGGUGAACUAUCCCUUUAAGAGCUCUGGACUUUUUUUUAAAGAAACAGAAGGCACAAAUCAUUCUGUGACUAAGCAUUUAAUGUUGUUAGUCCUGUUAGGAUUAUGCAGUAUACUGCACACAUUAAUUCUCUCUCACACACACACACUCCAGAUCUCAUCAGCGUUAUCUAAACAUGACCAGCAUCAUUGUUAAAGUUUAACUGCCCAAUACUAAGAUGUUUACAGGUCUUUUUGUGUGUGUGUGUGUGUGUGUGUGUGUGUGUGUGUGUGUGUGUGUGUGAGAGAGAGAGAGAUUGUGCAGAUGCUUACAGAUCUUGAGAACUGUUAUAUCAUAAAAAUACCUGUUAUAUUUUAGUUGAUUUUUUUAUGUGUAUGUGCUCUAACACUCACCAGCAAAUUGUUUUGUAAUCUCUGUGGAACACAAUCUUGUGUUUUUGCUUUUUAUUGUUUGCAAGAGACAAUCUGAUAUUUUAGGGGCAAUUGAUAUUUUCAGAUAUUGUCUGUGAAUAUUUUUUUUUUGCUUUAAUUUGUACUGUUCUUUAAAUAACAUGUAUUAGUAUACAUAAUAUUUAAACAGUUUUACCAGCAGAUGUUAUACAUGUUUGGUAAAUGAGAAGUUUUUGUUGUCUCAUUGGCUUAAUAUGAAACACCAAAGUCAGACCAUCAGGCUGUUGAGACUUUUCUGCAACACAAUAUUCAUGACUGUAUGCAAGAAUAUGUAUCUUGCAGCUGCUCCCAUAAGAAUGUACUGAUGAACACUGCUCUGAGAUCAGUAUCCAAAGUGCCUUGUAUUUGUUUUUUAUUUGUAUUGUGAAAUGGUAUUUUACUCCAUGUGUUUUGUAAUAUAAUCUAUGGGAAAACUCAAAAAGGGAAUGUGACAAUGUCAUUUAUAGGUGGCUGAAUUCACCUUCUUCUGAAUCUUAUUCAGAAAUUUAAAUGGGAAUGUAUUGGUGGUGAUCUUGUAGAAUACGCGACCCAGCUCUGAAAAUGUACUUUGUUUUUAUUCUCUGGUGUCAAACCCUGUGAAAUCUUUUUUGAUGUUAAGAAAUGUGCCUAUAAAUACUCCAACUGCAUGGUUCCUCACAAUGUUGUAAUGGGACAAGAAAGAAAGUAUUGAAUAUUAAGACAUUGUUUGUAUCAGUGUGAUAAAUAUUUGUGUAACUUGGUAUAUAUUGCAAGCUUUCAUUUUUAAAUAAAGUGUCAGUUUUAAUGCGAGUUGCAUUGAAAUUUAAGCUCAA
Cyprinus carpio (common carp) is the source of this 5854-nucleotide messenger RNA. RefSeq names its product disintegrin and metalloproteinase domain-containing protein 17-like. Gene Ontology annotation, biological process: Notch signaling pathway; membrane protein ectodomain proteolysis. NCBI's taxonomy places the organism in Eukaryota, Metazoa, Chordata, Actinopteri, Cypriniformes, Cyprinidae. The record is from RefSeq and is a predicted model, not a curated record. Gene Ontology annotation, cellular component: plasma membrane. Gene Ontology annotation, molecular function: metalloendopeptidase activity. The transcript is spliced from 19 exons. Bases 1101 to 3608 code for a protein of 835 amino acids.